GUCCAGAGGAAGCGAGGCGCGCAGAUGACGUGCGGCUCGCGGGGCAGCUCGGCAGCAUGGCGUCCGUGGCGCUGAGCGAGGCAGAGAAGGUGUACAUCGUGCACGGCGUCCAGGAAGACCUCCGUGUGGAUGGCCGUGGCUGUGAGGACUACCGAUGUGUUGAAGUGGAAACCGAUGUGGUGUCCAACACCAGUGGGUCUGCCAGGGUCAAGCUGGGUCACACAGACAUCUUGGUGGGAGUAAAAGCAGAAAUGGGGACACCGAAGCUGGAGAAACCAAAUGAAGGCUACUUGGAGUUCUUUGUUGACUGUUCAGCCAGUGCUACCCCUGAAUUUGAAGGUAGAGGAGGUGAUGACCUUGGCACCGAGAUCGCUAACACCCUCUAUCGGAUAUUUAACAAUAAAAGCAGUGUCGACCUAAAGACCCUCUGCAUUAGUCCUCGGGAGCACUGCUGGGUUCUCUAUGUGGAUGUGCUGCUGCUGGAAUGUGGUGGAAAUUUGUUUGAUGCCAUUUCCAUUGCUGUAAAGGCUGCUCUCUUCAAUACAAGGAUACCAAGGGUUCGAGUUCUGGAGGAUGAAGAGGGGUCGAAGGACAUUGAAUUGUCUGAUGACCCUUAUGACUGCAUACGACUAAGUGUGGAGAAUAUCCCCUGCAUUGUCACUCUGUGCAAGAUUGGCUAUCGGCAUGUGGUGGAUGCUACUCUUCAGGAGGAGGCCUGCUCGCUGGCCAGCUUGCUGGUGUCGGUGACCAGCAAGGGAGUUGUGACGUGCAUGAGGAAAGUGGGGAAGGGCAGCCUGGACCCAGAGAGCAUCUUCGAGAUGAUGGAGAUGAGGAAACUGAGGCACACAGAGGACAAGCAGCUUGCGUACAGGCCUCCCUGCUCAUAAAUACUGGAGCUAGGAUUUAAACCAAGACUGUGUGCGUCCAGAGCCCCUGCUCCCAGCCACUGUGCAAUGUCAGCCUUAUAAACCAGAUCUGCCCUGGCUGUCAUGGAUGGCAGAACCAGAGCUCUGUUCAGUGAGCUGAGCUUUGUCCUCCCCUCAGGUUUGGGGGAUGAGGUCUGCUAACUCUGGACAGGGGACUAUAGCUCUGUGGCCCUGUCUUACUGUUUAUCUCACACAGGGAUGCAGCAAUCUGGAAAAUGACUCGGUGGAGCUGAGAGCUUUGGGGAUAGUUGUGCAGGCUGUCACCCCUAGCUUCUGCAGUUGCUUUCCUGCAUCUGGAUUCAGAGGCAUCAAGGCCCUCUCAAGUCCUGGCAUCCUGUCCAUCUCAUCUCCUCUUGCUGUCCUCUCUCCCCACCCUCAUGUAUAUGAAUAAUCAGUACCCCUAUUUGACAGACUCAGACUUUUUUUUCUUUUUCUAAUGCUAUGGGAAAAUCUUUCCAAAGGCCCUUUUUUUUUUUUUUUUUUUUUUUUUGAGAUGGAGUCUCACACUAUUGCCCAGGCUGGAGUGCAGUGGUGCAAUCUCAGCUCACUGCAACCUCCGCCUCCCUGGUUCAAGUGAUUCUGCCUCAGCGUCCCGAGUAGCUGGGAUUACAGGUGCCUGCCACCACUCCCAGUUAAUUUUUUUGUAUUUUUAGUAGAGAUGGGGUUUCACUAUGUUUGCCAGGCUGGUCUUGAACUCCUGACCUCGUGAUCUGCCCACCUCGGCCUCCCACAGUGUUGAGAUUACAGGCAUCAGCCACUGCAUCCAGCCCCGAAAGGCCUUUUUGACCUUUGACCCUGACUUUGCAUUUCAUAGAGGUGAUCACUUCCCAGCCUUUUAGAUCGAAAUCAUCUUUUCAUAAGAGUUUUAGUCAUACUUGGGAUCUCAUUCCAUGUUACAUUUAGGGGCCAGGGGAGAAGACACACAAGUCAUUACUCUGGGGAGAAUACACCUGUAACUGAAGAGAUUGAGGCAGGGAUUUAGGCAUGGAUGUUUUUAUCUCAACAUUGUUGAGAAUGGAACCAGUGGCAGAGUUGAAUCCAAACUGCUAUGGGAAUGUGAAAGACUUGAUAAGGUAGAGAUUUGUGGUUGGUUCUUUGUAUUCUUAAAAUGAUUCUUGGGCCCAGAGACAGAUAGAAUAACAGUUUCAUAAAGAAAAAUAUAUUUUUUUAUAUUGGGGUGGUGGUUUUUUGAGACAGGGUCUUGCUCUGUUAUCCAGGCUAGAGUACAGUAGCACAGUCACAGCUCACUGCAGCCCUGACCUCCUGGGCUCCGACAAUCCUCCCAUCUCAGCCCCCUGAGUAGCUGGGACUAUAGGUGCAUACCACCAUGCCCAGCUAAUUUUUAGUUUUUUGUAGAGAUGGGGUUUCACUCUGUUGCCCAGGCUGGUCUUGAUCUCCUGGCCUCAAACAAAAUCCUCUUGCCUUGGCCUCCAAAAGUGCUGGGAUUACAAGCAUGAGCCACUACUCCUGGCCAUAUUGAGUUUUGUUUUGUUUUGUUUUGUUUUUGUUUUUGUUUUUUUUUACCUCUCGUGUCUGCUGUGUAGGGACUGAUUAUUAAUUUUGUGGGUUGUCCCUCUUGAUGUGUUUUGAUUCCAACAUUUCACUGCCUUUAGCAUUUCAGCAUGGCAGUAAACACCAAAGAUCCCAUCCAGGUACUGACUUUGGUCAUACCUGAGCAGUUCUGCUUAGAGGCUUCAUGGGAGGUGAAUGAGAAGCUGCUUACUAAAAUGUCCUUGGCAUCAUCUGUUUCUUCUCCAGACAGACUCUGGAUUCCCUGUGGUCUCCCUAUAGUACAGUGUCACCUGGCUGUACCCAAGCCCAGAUUUGGUUGACAACUUUGUUGCUUGUUGCAGUGGCAGCAGGAUAAUGAAGCAUGAGCUAAUGGCCAGGGCAGGCUUUGCUGCUGUCUCUUUGUUGCCUGGUGGGAGCUGGUGUUUGUCUCUCUUUAUUUUUUUGAUAUGACGAUUUUUCCAAAAUUUAUUAUGUUGUUGGGGUUUGUGGUUUUUGUUUUAAUUUGCUUUAAUUAAAUAAAAGUCCUCUAAGGCAGAUGGAAUGUGUACAAUGUCAGAAAGACUAGCUGGCAGAAAGGGAUGCUUUUCUGGUCAGUGUGUGUGUGCCUUACAAGGGGGCGUGUGCUCUCUCCCAUCCCUUCUCCACAGACUGGCAAGCGUGUGGGCAAGGUGCUGCAUGCCUCCUUGCAGAGUGUUCUGCACAAGGAAGAAAGCCUGGGGCCCAAGAGACAGAAAGUUGGAUUCCUGGGAUGAUUUGCACAUCAACUGCUCAACUGUGGAUUGUUUUUUAUUUUUCCUUUUAAACCGGUUUGUAUAUAUUUUUCUUCGCUGUUACGAAUUUACAGCAACAUUUGUACAUGUAAAAUUAAAGGCUAUUUUCUGGUC
Pongo pygmaeus (Bornean orangutan) is the source of this 3322-nucleotide messenger RNA. RefSeq names its product exosome component 7 (gene EXOSC7). Gene Ontology annotation, biological process: rRNA catabolic process; nuclear mRNA surveillance; U1 snRNA 3'-end processing. Gene Ontology annotation, cellular component: cytoplasmic exosome (RNase complex); nuclear exosome (RNase complex). NCBI's taxonomy places the organism in Eukaryota, Metazoa, Chordata, Mammalia, Primates, Hominidae. The transcript is spliced from 8 exons. The coding region runs from base 57 to 887 and encodes 276 amino acids. Gene Ontology annotation, molecular function: mRNA 3'-UTR AU-rich region binding. The record is from RefSeq and is a predicted model, not a curated record.